AUGAACACAAUCACAAUAAGAGUUUCAUUUUUCAUUGGUUGUUCACACUCCUCCAGAAUAACAGAAGGCUUUUCAGUUACAAACCUUGACCGCUUCACAAGAAAACUGAAGUCGUUUCCGAUUGCAGCACUUGGUCGAACCGUCUUUGAAACCGUGUAGUCGUCGGGAAACCAACCGAGCAUCUGAAAGUUGCUAUGAAAUGAACCACUGGUCAAAGCACAGGCUCCAUAGAGCUCAGAACUACCAGCUUCCACACUGCAGACAGAUCGAUUCGUAGGAGCUCCAUCAGAAGCUCCUGCUAUGUUCGCGCACUUUGGUUUUGAUAGUUGUGUGUUAUUGUAUUCACCGUCUAGCACCAAACCAUACCGCACCAUAUAAUUAUAGUAGCUCUGUGGAAUGGCCGACUGAAACUGAAUCACACCCUUCGUUCCUACAUCGAAACGGUUGGGAUUCGGUUCGAAGAUUAGGCCCGGAAUUCCUCCAAUAUGAGAACCUCUUCCGAAAUAAUGCGGUCUUUCUUCGAGUUGAAUAAGCAAAAUAUGCAUAAUCAAAGCGGUAAAUAAGAAUCCAAACAUCCACAGUAUGCCAAGGUAAAUGAAGGACAUCGCCCAUCCUUUAGGUCCCUUCUUGAACUCAGAACCGUCACUUUUCUUAGGGCCUUCAAUUGAGACUUCAUCGAAGGCUCUGGAAAAAGUUUAUUUGAAGACACAUUUAAUCGUAGGAGAGCGUGAAUGCUAG
Haemonchus placei is the source of this 738-nucleotide messenger RNA. The record is from the annotation of a GenBank genome assembly. Lineage: Eukaryota; Metazoa; Nematoda; Chromadorea; Rhabditida; Trichostrongylidae.